UUUGUAGACAAUUACACGAACAGGAUUUGCUAGACAGACGUCUUUUACUGCAACUGCAAAAGGACUGUUCAGAAUAUAGACAAAAUAUAUCGUAUAUAUUUUUGGGAAUGCACACCCAAGCAUCAAUGGAGCAACGCCCGAUGUUCAGAUGAUGUGUGAAAGGAGAAACCUUUGGGCAGAUCACAUUAGGUUACCUGCAACCCAGCCGAGGCGGUGAAACUGAAAACGAGAAGAAUCUUUGAGAUGGCAAGUAAUGACCGAGUGGCGAUUCUGACGGAGGACGAGGAGGAGCUGAAAAGGCAGUAUGUCCUGGCCGAGCCAUUUGGGACCCUGUCCCUGGAGCAGUCAGGGGAACCGCCCUCAUGCCCUUCCUCCCCAGCGGGACCCUCCUCUGAGUCGCCUGUCCCCCCAUCAACAGACGGCAUGACUUGCCUAGAGAGAUGCUGCCUGAGGAUCAACAGCCACCUCCUCAUCUCCAAGAUCUUCUACUUGUUUUUCUAUGCGGCCUACGGCUCCCUGCACCCCCUGCUGGCCGUGUACUACAAGCAGCUGGGGAUGACGCCCAGCCAGAGUGGCUUGCUGGUGGGCAUCCGGUAUUUCAUCGAGUUCUGCAGCGCGCCCUUCUGGGGAGUGGUGGCCGACCGCUUCAAGAGAGGAAAGGCCGUGCUGUUGUUCUCUGUGCUCUGCUGGAUCAUGUUCAACUGCGGCAUCGGCUUUGUCAAGGAGGCCGGCAUGACCUGCACUGAGAAGAGCCCGACCGCGGCUCCCCCAAACUCCUCGCUCUCCCUCCCGCAUUCCAAUGGCACCAAAGCUCUCCUGCUCCCAUCAACCAAUCACAACAGGCGUCGCCGAGGUACAGGCGAGGAUCUCUUCGGCCUGACCCCGCUUUUUGAAGAUCUGGCGUCUGUCUACAGCUCCCAUCGCCGGUACGUCAGAGACGUUGAUACCAAUGUCACUGCUUCUCCCUCAGCCGUGGAUAAUGUGACUGAGCCUGUAAUCAAACGCUUGGCCACUCCUGUCGCCAUCACAACCACCGCUGCUCCUCCCACUCAUAAUACAAUAGCAGCAGCAACUUCAGUACAUCCAUCCCUGACCAACACCUCCAUGAUGACCACCACCAGAACCCCGAUAAACAUUAGCACCCAUGCUGCCACCACCACCACCCCCACGCACACCCCCACCACCACUACCACCACUACCACCACCACUCCAACCACUACCCCCAGACCCAAAGAUUACAUUAUUACCUACAACAAAGACCAGGUGGAGAGCAUCUUCCUCGUCAUCCUGCUGGUCAUCAUCAUCGGCGAGUUCUUCAGCGCCCCCGCCGUCACCAUCGUGGACACGGUCACGCUGCAGUACCUCGGUCGACACCGCGACCGCUACGGGCUGCAGAGGAUGUGGGGCUCCCUGGGCUGGGGUCUGGCCAUGCUCUCCGUGGGCAUCUGGAUCGACCACACCCACAUCAAGCCCUACAUCGAAGGUGACGGCUGCAUCCUGCCCGACUACAAGAACUACCGGAUUGCCUUCAUCCUGUUCGGGGUAAUGAUGACCUUGGCUCUGCUGGUGGCCACGCGCUUCGACUUCGACGUCGGCGACCGCAGGGCGUCGGAGGUCAUCGCGCAUGCGACCCAGAGCCCCUCUUCUCCCGAGGGGGGUUCCGAGGAGGCCGCUGCCGGCGGCGACGGUGCCCGGGAGUCGUUCCACUACCGGGACCUGAUCCGGCUGCUGUGCAGCGUCCGCUACGGGACCGUGCUCUUUGUAGCCUGGUUCAUGGGCUUCGGCUACGGGUUCGUCUUCACCUUCCUCUACUGGCACCUGGAGGACCUGAAGGGCACCACCACGCUGUUCGGCGUCUGCUCGGUGCUCAGCCACGUCUCCGAGCUGGCGGCCUACUUCACCAGCCACAAGCUCAUCGAGCUGGUGGGCCACAUACGGGUGCUGUACAUCGGUCUGGCCUGUAACACAGCACGGUACCUGUACAUAUCCUACCUAGAGAAUGCCUGGAUCGUCCUGCCAAUGGAGGUGCUCCAGGGAGUGACGCACGCCUCUGUGUGGGCGGCCUGCAUCUCAUACCUGAGCGCCGCAGUGCCCCCUGAACUCCGCACCUCAGCGCAGGGCAUUCUGCAGGGCCUGCACCUGGGAUUGGGGCGUGGCUGUGGAGCCAUGGUGGGCGGGGUCCUGGUCAACUACUUCGGAGCGGCAGAGACCUUCAGAGGGAUCGGAAUGGCCUCCCUAAUCAUCCUUCUCAUCUUCUCCUUCAUCCAAUAUGUAACAGGACAGAACCAGGAGGACAAGAUGCUGGCUGAGAACAUUCCAGUUCCGUCCAGCCCAGUCCCCAUAGCAACCAUCGACCUGGUCCAGAGCCACUCGGAGCUGGCCUCACCCAGGCCGGAGGCCAAACUGCCCCCCAAAAAGACCAAGCACCAAGAGGAGCAGGAGGACCUUAACAAGCCCGCCUGGGUCAUCUCCUCCUCGCCCUGGGUCACCAUCGCCUUCGCCAUCUACCAGAUCCGAGAGAUGGUCACCUUGGCCCGGACCAACCCUUCCACAGAGGUACAGCCUCUGCAGGAGACAAGUGAUCCUGUUACUCUGUGCCCCCUCAAAGAGGAGACCACGCCCCCAGCACACCACCCUGACACAUCCCAGCAGCCCCCACCCCCAGUGGAACCUGGGAAGAAACUCACGCCACUCCCAGAAAAUUGAGGUCCAUCCUCCCAUGCCCUCAAGUAACCCCUUUAACUACCUUCAGCAGUGUGGACUGUAAUUGGGGUAAAGGGCUAACCUGCCUGCCUGGCUGGUCUGACCACAUUUUAACUCCAGCCACAAGAGGGCAGUCACUGAGGCGUCCUGCCCGAUUGAUGUUGGGUGACUGUCAAACAUCAUUCCGGACCAUCACAGGGAAGAACUUCAGCGUUUAUAAGGAAACCCCCCCACCCCCCAUUGUAGAUAACAUCCCUGUUGUACUGUCGAGCUGGACCCAGGCUAACCCGGCACAGCAGGGUUAUGCUUCCAUUCCUUUACUCACAACCAGGGCCAUGCUAGACGCUGUCAUUAGCCCAGGUUUAGAUUACCAUCCGGACUUCACCAACAGUCCAGUGUGGAGAUCCUGAAACAGCUAGAAUACAGUAGGUUUUCUUGUAAAGUUUUUAGCACAGGAAUUCUGUGAGAAUUGACACAUCUCUAAACCACACCCCCUACACCCACAGCUCACUCGAAUAAGCUAGUGGCCGUAUUGCUUAUGUGCUUAAACUAGACAAAACUUUGUUCAGAUUAAAAACCAGAGGAACACAGCGAGGUGGCAGCCUGCUUCCGGCUCUACGGCAGAAAAGAGGUUUUGGAAGCCCUUGCUCUGCAGAUGUGACAACUGUCGGUCACAGUCGGAUAGCGCCUUAUUUUACCGGCUCUCCCCACUGCCCGAAGACCAGGCUCACUGCUGUACGGGGAUAGGACCCGAGUGACAUCCCUGCCCUCCAUUGUAUUUAUAUUUAAUGUUAUUUAAGCCGCAAGGAGUGCCUGGUGCGGGCGUCACCUGGGAAGGGACUUCACUUUGCGUGCCCUUGAGUACAAAUCCACCGCUUUCGAUGGCAAAGAUUUGUGGACUUUGUGACGUGUGAUGACCCGACCUGAAUCUCUUGCCAUUUCAAAUCGUGACCUUACUGUGCUUGUGUAGACUACUGACUUUUUGAGGAAAUUCCAAGUGUUUUAAAUGUGUUGGGGGGGGGGGGUGGCGACGGAGCCAUCACGCCGACUUCUGAGUACUAAUGAAGGACGAACUGACCGUGGUUUUAAUUGCACUUUGUCUGUGUACCCGAGGAGUGCUUGUACUCCGCUCUGUGUGCCUUCUGCUUACCGUCUGCCCAUGUGUACCCGCUCUGUGACCUUUAGGUUCUGUACCGCCAGGCAAGCCGUUUACAUUUACGUGUUUUAAAGAGAAUGUGCUAUAAAAUACACAGCGAACCAGAAAAUAA
Anguilla rostrata (American eel) is the source of this 3971-nucleotide messenger RNA. It is a transcript of the gene mfsd6b, whose product is annotated as major facilitator superfamily domain containing 6b. The record is from RefSeq and is a predicted model, not a curated record. The transcript has 7 exons. Gene Ontology annotation, biological process: antigen processing and presentation of exogenous peptide antigen via MHC class I. Lineage: Eukaryota; Metazoa; Chordata; Actinopteri; Anguilliformes; Anguillidae. The coding region runs from base 244 to 2706 and encodes 820 amino acids. Gene Ontology annotation, cellular component: plasma membrane.